CUGUCUUCCGCUUACUACCUACUGCUUACUGUGGAAAUAGGAAGGAAAAUAUCCUGCCCGCGCUGAGCCAGGCUACUAAACCACCUCCUACAUCCGGGGACAACUGCAACCAUGGAACUUCCGCCAUACUUGUGUGAUAUCCUUCACAACCGCCAUUUGCAUUUAAAGAUAAAAAUAUAAUCUCUCUUCAUACGUGUAUAAAAUCAAAUCCGGUCAAACAAAAGCUCCAUGUGUGUGCUAAAGACAAUGUGAUUAAAACGGGAUGGACAUUUUGAUACUGAUUUAUUAGUACCAUCAAUUUCGCAAUGAUUUGUUAUUUUGCAUUUUAUUAAAUCUGCAGAUAUUCCACUAUGUGGCAGAACGUGACAGAGGAACUUGAGAUGCCGCGGAAUACACAUGCCCCCCUCCGUCAAACUAUGGAACACAUCCAAGUCUACAUGCAUGCUGUCAAGUUUUGUCGCGUUCAUUCCGCUUUACUACGACCUGCUUAUGUUAUUCGCACCGUGACCACGUUAAAAUUUGACCUGCUUUCAACGACAACCAAGGCCUGUCAUGUUUGUCCAACCAGUGCCAGUCGGAAACAUACUAUAAUCGUAGUAGGCAGUAAUAGCAAGGAGAUAAAACAAGCAAAAAUCCCAGUACCGUGGUUUAAAGAAGACAAGGAAACUGAUUUUCGCCGGACCUUGCCAAAGCACGCGUUAGAAAGACUCGAUACGUAUAGAAAGUUCACUGACUUCAAGGACUAUUUGUCAUUAGUGAACAUUUCUACAUCAGUGGUUACCAUAAGGAAUAAAAAAUCUAAGGUCAGAAUUGGAGAUGAAGUCAUUGUCGACAUUGAUUUGUACAACGGUAGAGGAGAACGAUCAACUCGCGGAGGUGACAUGCUUAGAGUGUGGUUUCGAGAACCUUCCCGUCAUGCUUCUGUUUCUGGAUAUGUAAUCGACCAUGGCAACGGAUCAUAUACAGGAGUUGUUAAAGCCAUGUGGGCCGGCAAUCCAGAGUUGAUGUUUUCUAUCGCAAAUACGAAGGAACAUAUUGGAAUUUUCAUGAAUAUUGUGCAUAAAUAUGGUUUGAUCAGGUUUCUUCGGGCCGGUUAUAUAAAAGGAAAACUGACAGAGUCAACGUUAUGUAGCGUCAUACCAAACAUUCCGAAUGUAACAGAUUACUGCAACUUUACAGCUCAGAACUUCAAUUUGUCAUUUUUCUGUGGUAAACCAAAACAUAUGAGCUGUGGAGAUUGGGUUGAAUAUGAAAGAACUUCUAAGUAUGCCUGCAAUAUGAAGCAUAAAUCCUUUUUUCAGAAUUAUAAAUACUUUAGUAAAAGUAUAGGGACACUGAAGGUAUUAGCUGGUUCUGGUACUACAGGAGAGUCGGAUAUCCUCUGUCGUGACGUCACCAGUACAAUAACAUGGCAGACGACUAACCCGACUGGCUUCUUUUACGACGGUAAAUGGCGAUCGUUAAUCUGCAAACCUGCGCUCUCAUGGACGUAUGACGCAUACGCAAAAUGUUUAAAGAAUCGACCGGUACUCAUGACAGGUGACUCCACCACAAGGAAUUGGUAUUUACCUUUAGCCGCGCUGUUAAAGUUGCGCAUAUUUGUUGGACGUCAUGAAAUUAAGGACGCGGCAUGGCAGAAAUUUGCUGAAGCAGAAAAUAAGGAAAAAUAUUUGUCGAUGUAUUGGACACCACACGAAAUACCGUUCUACAGUUACGAACAAAACAAAAACAACUUCCGGUCUGUAGCAUCAAGGAUAGACGAUUUACCGGGAAACAAAAGCGCCAUCAUCAUAUUACAUUGGUUCGGGCAUUUGACUAAAACGACUCCGAAACAGUAUAGAGAUCAUGUGACGAGUGCCAAACAUGCUGUAGUGCGUCUUUUGAAACGUUCUCCUCAUUCAAAUAUUUUCAUAAAAGGUCCUCACUCUUUCACAUACAAUAACUUUCUAGAACCAUUUGACUACAUCAGUAGAGUUUACAGGCAGAUUCUGUACGAGGAAUUCACAGACUUACAAGACAAAGUCUACUUUAUCGACCAAUGGGAUGCAACAGUUGGGAACGAGAAUUUAGACAUACACCCCAAACCUUCAUUAAACCCAAUUAUGACCAAUUUCUUAUUUUCUUUUAUUUGCAAACAAUAAUUCCCCGAAAAUAAGAAAAUGUCAAUUUAAGUCUAUUCUUGAAAAAAAACCCCGAAGGAACAGUAAGUAAAGUCUUGUUUAUACAUGAUGCACAUUUUUUGUUGUUUAAAGUGAGUGUAACCUUUAACCUUUGUAGUAUUGAGGAUGCGGUACAUGAAAUGUACUUACAAAUGACGAGGAUCUGCAUGCAACACCAUACCCCGAUAUAGUGCGUUUAUCAGUACAAUAGUUAUAGCUAUUAAAAAAAAACGUUUGCAGUUCAUUGUAGAUUGUAAUUUGAUGUCAGCUAGAAUAAGUUUUCCUAUUACCCACUGCGUGACCGUGUGGACUGACAGUGUCAUUAAAUCCAAGGCAACGCAUGAUGGCGAAAAAAUGCCAAGUAGAAUCGUGAAUAUAGUACUGUUAUCAUACCAGAAGACAAAGACGAAGAAACGUGAAAUUAUAAAGAAUGAAAUUGGAAGUAAAUUUUUUGUCAUACAAAUGUAUAACAAUGGACAUGAAUAAGAACAAUACAAUGUGGCAUUGUUUAUUUGCAUAGCUAACGUUCUCUUUGUCAUUCGUAUAGCCUACUGGAUGUUAUGUUAAUAUGAGUCUUAUCUUAAUAGUGAUAAAUCCUAAUAAUAUGUUUUCCACUGGAAGCAAAUCUAUCUGUGAUAGUUUUCAAACAUCUUAUGAUUGUAUUUCUUACGUUGCCUGAUAACGGUCCAUGACAUUGCCAUUUCGACGCCGCUUAUUGUGAUAGUUCCUGGGUGACGACAACAUCUGUUAACGAUUCUCAACCUGUGGGAUGGAUAUGUUGCUGUGACAGAAGGGUUGUUUGAUACAGCUUCUUAUAUCCUUAACCAGAUAACUCAAGAUACUCGGAGAGUUGUUAAUCCGUUAUUGUUAUUACUUACGGAAUCUUGAUCGUGUCAGGUCGUCAUGGUAUCUGUGAACCGAAGUGUAUGCUCCAGCCACAGUGAGAGCACAGGCAUCCACAUUGCACGCCAGUACAACGAAUAUACAAUCAAGGUCAGGAACUCCAUCGGCCUGGGGAAACGACCCAAUUUUGAGAAAAUUACGAUUACGUCAAACCGUUCAAGA
Molecule: messenger RNA, 3224 nt
Organism: Pecten maximus
Lineage: Eukaryota; Metazoa; Mollusca; Bivalvia; Pectinida; Pectinidae
Product: NXPE family member 3-like
Exons: 4
Coding region: 351-2141 (596 amino acids)
Source: RefSeq, a predicted model, not a curated record